UUUGAGAUUAUGAACAUGGACAUGAAGGUGGGGACAACCUUGAAGAUCAAGGGCAAGAUUGCAGACUGUGCUGAUGGCUUUGUGAUUAAUCUGGGCCAGGGGACAGAUAAAGUGAACCUGCAUUUCAACCCACGUUUUGAUGAAUCCACCGUCGUCUGCAACACAUGGGAUGGCAGCAGCUGGGGGCAGGAGCAACGGGACAGUCACAUGUGCUUCGGACCGGGAUCAGAGGUCAAGCUCCUCAUAACCUUCGAGAACAACGAAUUCAAGGUGAAGAUGCCAGACGGGCACCAGUUGACCUUUCCCAACAGGCUGGGCCACAACCACUUGAGCUACCUGAGUGUGCAGGGCGGGUUCAGCAUCUCCUCCUUCAAGCUAGACUGA
This is a messenger RNA of Lipotes vexillifer (Yangtze River dolphin), 384 nucleotides long. It is a transcript of the gene LGALS2, whose product is annotated as galectin 2. The record is from RefSeq and is a predicted model, not a curated record. The transcript has 3 exons. Lineage: Eukaryota; Metazoa; Chordata; Mammalia; Artiodactyla; Lipotidae. The coding region runs from base 10 to 384 and encodes 124 amino acids. Gene Ontology annotation, molecular function: carbohydrate binding.